UGGAAAGCGUAAAACCGGCAGCUGUAUAUUUGGCUCGAAUGUAUAUAUAGUUAUACACCGUUUUUCCUUGGGCAAAUGCAAUCCUCCCGUUCAGUCCCUCACAGCCUCACUCGGCUUAACGACUUCAGUUCUUUUCCCUUUUAUAUUUAUAUAUAUUUUGCUCUCACUCAGACCAGCAAAGCUGCAGCAGAAGGCUUUCUGCAGUUAAACAGAAUGGACUCCUCUCGCCGGAGAUCAGCGCUUCCUUCUGGAUUUCUUUCAUUCGUUUCCUUGUUUCAGGUUUUAUUGAUUAUACAAGUGGCCGUUUCGCAGCCGAGCAAUAAUGAACUAAGGCAGAGACAUGCUGAAGGAUAUUGUGCAAUGUAUGACAUUUGCGGAGCACGAAGUGAUGGCAAAGUAGUAAACUGUGCUUCUGGUUCUCCUGCAGUAAAGCCUGAUGAGUUACUUUCGUCCAAGAUUCAAAGUUUGUGCCCAACAAUCACCGGAAAUGUUUGUUGUACAGAAGCUCAAUUUGAUACACUACGGAGUCAAGUCCAGCAAGCAAUUCCUUUCCUUGUAGGCUGUCCAGCAUGCUUGAGAAACUUUUUGAAUCUGUUCUGUGAGCUCUCAUGCUCUCCAAAUCAAAGUUUGUUCAUCAAUGUGACUUCUGUGUCUCAGGUCAGAAAUAAUUUGACUGUGGAUGGAAUUGACUUUUACAUAACUGAUGAUUUUGGUGAGGGUUUGUAUGAAUCUUGCAAGGACGUCAAGUUUGGUACCAUGAAUACUCGUGCUAUGGAAUUUAUUGGUGCUGGUGCUAAAAAUUUCAAAGAGUGGUUUGCUUUCAUUGGUAGGCGAGCACCGAAUAACUUGCCAGGUUCACCAUAUGCCAUUCAAUUCCUGCCAACUGUUCCUGAUUCAUCUGGGAUGAAACCUAUGAAUGUAUCCACUUAUUCAUGUGGAGAUGUUUCACUGGGCUGUUCUUGUGGUGAUUGCGCUUCAUCUCCUGUCUGUUCUAAUACAGCUAUAUCUACUUCCAAUAAUGGGGCUAAAUGUUCAGUUCGAAUUGGAUCUCUUAAGGCCAAAUGUGUCGAUUUAGCUUUAGCAAUCCUCUAUGUUGUAUUGGUUUCUGUGUUUUUCGGAUGGGGCUUGUUCCAUCAGACAAGAAAAAGAAGUCGAUCUUUUCGAAUGAAACCAUUUUUGGAUACAACAGAUGGUGGUCAAUCUGAUUCUCUUAAUAGGCAAAAAGCAGAGAACCUCCCCAUGCAGAGGCUAGAAGAUGCCAAUCAAAUUAGCACUGCGGUUCGACUUUCUGUCGUGCAAGGAUACAUGUCAAACUUUUACAGGAAAUAUGGACUAUGGGUUGCUAGACAUCCAACCCUUGUAUUGAGUUUGUCCGUGGGAAUGGUUCUUCUACUUUGCUUGGGCCUAGUCCGUUUCAAGGUGGAAACACGACCAGAGAAGCUAUGGGUAGGACCUGGGAGUAAAGCUGCAGAAGAGAAACGGUUUUUUGACAGCAACCUAUCUCCUUUUUACAGAAUUGAGCAGCUAAUACUAGCAACAAUUCCAGAUCCCUUGGAUGGUAAAUCGCCCAGCAUUGUGACCGAAGAAAACAUUAAGUUGUUAUUUGAAAUUCAGAAGAAGGUUGAUGGAAUCCGGGGAAAUUAUUCUGGCUCAAGGAUAUCUUUGACAGAUAUUUGCAUGAAGCCGAUGGGUGAGGAUUGUGCCACACAAAGUGUUAUACAGUAUUUCAAAAUGGAUCCAAGUUAUGAUGCUGAUGAUCGACUGGAUCAUGUCAACUAUUGUUUUCAGCAUUAUACCUCUGCAGAAUCAUGUAUGAGUGCUUUUAAAGCACCAGUUGAUCCUAGCACCGUAUUAGGAGGUUUCUCUGGGAGCAACUAUACUGAGGCUUCUGCAUUUAUAGUAACUUAUCCGGUAGACAAUGCUCUUGACAAAGAAGGGAAUGCAACUCAAAAGGCUGUGGCUUGGGAGAAGGCCUUUGUUCAGUUAGCAAAGGAUGAGUUGUUGCCUAUGGUGCAAUCUAAAAAUUUGACAUUUUCGUUUUCUUCGGAAAGCUCCAUCGAGGAGGAGUUGAAAAGAGAAAGCACUGCAGAUGCCAUAACCAUAUUGAUAAGCUAUCUUGUGAUGUUUGCUUACAUAUCUCUGACCUUGGGUGAUACGCCUCGAUUAUCUUCCUUUUACAUUUCAUCUAAGGUGUUGCUUGGCCUUUCUGGUGUUGUGCUUGUCAUGCUCUCAGUUCUUGGAUCAGUAGGAUUUUUCAGUGCUGUUGGAGUAAAAUCUACCCUAAUCAUUAUGGAAGUUAUUCCUUUUCUUGUUCUUGCAGUUGGAGUGGACAAUAUGUGCAUACUGGUGCAUGCUGUUAAGCGGCAACCUUUGGACUUACCUCUAGAAGGAAGAAUAAGCAACGCACUUGUGGAAGUGGGACCAUCGAUAACACUUGCUAGUCUAUCUGAGGUUUUUGUGUUUGCAGUUGGAAGUUUCAUUCCUAUGCCAGCGUGUCGAGUAUUUUCCAUGUUUGCAGCACUGGCCGUUUUGUUGGACUUCCUUCUGCAGGUCACUGCUUUUGUUUCUCUGAUAGUGUUUGACUUUUUGCGAGCCGAGGGUAGAAGGGUUGAUUGUUUUCCAUGUAUAAAAGCAUCAUCGACAUAUGCUGAAUCCGAGAAAGGCAUUGGUGGGAGAAAACCUGGGCUAUUGCUUGUUUGUUUCUGUUUUCACUUUCAGGUGGUACAUGCUCCCAUUCUCAGUCUUUGGGGAGUGAAAAUUUUAGUCGUUUCUGUUUUUGUUGCCUUUUCAUUGGCUAGCAUUGCAUUGUCCACACGAAUCGAGCCUGGUUUGGAACAAAAGAUAGUUCUUCCCCAAGACUCAUAUCUUCAGGGCUAUUUCAAUAAUGUUUCAGAGUAUCUCAGAAUUGGGCCGCCACUGUAUUUUGUCGUGAAGAACUAUAAUUAUAGUUCAGAAUCAAUAGAUACGAAUAAAUUGUGCUCCAUCAGCCAAUGUAACUCAGACUCUCUUUUAAAUGAGAUAGCUAGAGCAUCCUUGACACCAGAAUCAAGCUAUAUUGCUAAGCCAGCUGCUUCAUGGCUUGAUGAUUUUCUUGUAUGGGUAUCUCCGGAAGCAUUCGGUUGCUGUCGGAAAUUUACUAAUGGGAGUUAUUGUCCCCCUGAUGAUCAGCCUCCUUGUUGCUCUGCCAAUGACUCUACUUGUGGGUUGAGUGAAGUAUGCAAAGACUGCACCACGUGUUUCCGUCACUCAGAUUUACAUAAUGAUCGACCCUCUACGGCUCAGUUUAAGGAGAAACUUCCAUGGUUCCUUGAUGCUUUACCUUCUGCUGAUUGUUCAAAAGGUGGACAUGGAGCUUACACUAGCAGUGUGGAACUUCAAGGAUAUGAAAAUGGUAUUAUUAAGGCAUCAUCAUUCCGCACCUACCAUACACCCCUCAAUAAGCAGAUUGAUUAUGUUAACUCAAUGAGGGCUGCUCGACAAUUUGCUUCAAGGGUUUCAGAUUCUUUAAAGAUGGAAAUCUUCCCAUAUUCCGUGUUUUAUAUGUUCUUUGAGCAAUACCUUGAUAUAUGGAAGACAGCUCUCAUCAACCUUGCAAUUGCAAUUGGUGCGGUAUUUAUUGUUUGUUUAGUUAUUACAUGCAGUUUGUGGACCUCAGCGAUCAUCAUGCUGGUGUUGGCAAUGAUUCUCGUUGAUCUUAUGGGUGUGAUGGCUAUUCUCGGAAUUCAACUCAAUGCGGUCUCGGUUGUUAAUCUUGUUAUGUCAGUUGGCAUUGCAGUUGAGUUCUGCGUGCAUAUAACACAUGCGUUUUCGGUAAGCAGCGGGAAUAGAGAUGAAAGGGUAAAGGAAGCUCUGGGUACGAUGGGAGCUUCUGUCUUCAGUGGAAUCACUUUGACAAAGCUAGUAGGGGUGCUGGUUCUUUGCUUCUCAAAGACGGAAGUUUUUGUGGUCUAUUACUUCCAGAUGUACCUAGCGUUGGUCCUUCUAGGUUUCUUACACGGGCUUGUAUUUUUGCCGGUGGUGUUGAGCAUGUUUGGUCCACCGUCUAGAUGUAUAAAAAUCGAGAAACAAGACGAGCGGCCGUCGGUUUCAUCACAGCCUUAAUGCGAUAAUCUUUGACACGAAUUACCACUUUUGUCGAGAUUUUACAAAUCUAUUUGUGCCUGAUAUAGAAACUGCAUGUACCGCCAGAGCAAAGGAUUAAAGACAACAGAAAAAAUUAAGAAGAAAAAACUGUUCACCCCAUCCCAUCACAACAUGUAAAGCUUUGUUUAAAGCAAGGAGGAACAAAGUAAUAGGAAAAUCAUAUAUUGGCUGCUGCUGUUGUCAAUAUUUUAAGGUAGCUGAUUCAUGUAACCUAAAAAGUUAAAAUUACUUGG
This is a messenger RNA of Hibiscus syriacus, 4376 nucleotides long. Its product is annotated as NPC intracellular cholesterol transporter 1-like. Gene Ontology annotation, cellular component: membrane. Gene Ontology annotation, molecular function: lipid carrier activity. The coding region runs from base 76 to 4101 and encodes 1341 amino acids. Lineage: Eukaryota; Viridiplantae; Streptophyta; Magnoliopsida; Malvales; Malvaceae. The record is from RefSeq and is a predicted model, not a curated record. The transcript is spliced from 39 exons.